Messenger RNA from Corylus avellana, 726 nucleotides. RefSeq names its product protein NTM1-like 9. Gene Ontology annotation, molecular function: DNA binding. The record is from RefSeq and is a predicted model, not a curated record. Gene Ontology annotation, biological process: regulation of DNA-templated transcription. Lineage: Eukaryota; Viridiplantae; Streptophyta; Magnoliopsida; Fagales; Betulaceae.
UUCGAUCUCUUCCAUGAUGGCUGCGUUGUGUUUGAAUCUUGAGCUGCCACGGGGGUUCAGGUUCUGUCCGACGGACCAGGAACUGGUCAACUACUUCUUGAGGUCAAAGAUCACUGGGAUUAAUCACCAAGCACUUCACUUCAUUCCCCAACUUGAUCAUGAUUUCUUCAAAUGGGAGCCUUGGGAUUUGCCAGACUCCUCCGGCUUACCGACAAAGGAUGAAGAAUGGUUCUUCUUCUCGCCACGGCACCGGAAUGGGAAUCGGAUGAACAGGGCGACGAAUGCAGGGUACUGGAAAGUGGUUGGCAAGGAUCAAAAAAUCUGGUCCGGAGGGAGUUUGAUUGGAAUGAAAAAGAUACUACUUUUCUAUCUGGGCUCUACUUCCAACGCCAAAAUUACCGAUUGGGUCAUGCACGAGUACCACGCAACUCUCAAGGAGCUCGAUGGCACCACCAACCCAGCUCAGAAAACAUUUGUCCUCUGUCAUUUAUUCAAGAGGCCUAACAAUGGUAGCAAAGCUCCAAAGCGAAAGUACUACUCUACCAAAUCUGGACCUGCCAAGUGUAAGCUAGCACUGGCUUCUGAAUCUCCGGCACCGGAAGUGCAAGCCGAAGAUCAUCAUCCAACAACUAAUUAAGGAAUGUCUUCAUUCUGAUCUGGAUUCACAUGGAAUGACAUAUGUUGACACUAUUAGCAUGUAAUUUUGAGAGAAUCUGUUUUGAUUGA